Eriocheir sinensis (Chinese mitten crab) is the source of this 955-nucleotide messenger RNA. RefSeq names its product methyl-CpG-binding domain protein 2-like (gene MBD-like). Gene Ontology annotation, molecular function: DNA binding. The transcript is spliced from 7 exons. The coding region runs from base 137 to 904 and encodes 255 amino acids. The record is from RefSeq and is a predicted model, not a curated record. NCBI's taxonomy places the organism in Eukaryota, Metazoa, Arthropoda, Malacostraca, Decapoda, Varunidae.
UUUUAGGCUCGUGGUCAUGGACGCCGAGAGGAUGUAAACAAAGAAGGGCGAAGAAAUUCAACCGAAGAAGAACCAAGCUACCACCACCACCACCACUACUACUACUACUACUACUACUACAACUACUACUACUACAAUGUCGGUCCAGAUUGAGAAGCGGCGGUAUGACUGCUCCGCCCUUCCGCGAGGGUGGAAGCGAGAGGAGGUCUUGCGGAGAACAGGGUUGACAUGUGGAAAGGUGGAUGUGUAUUACUAUAGUCCGAGCGGCAAGAAGUUCCGUAGCAAGCCCCAGUUGACCCGAUACCUGGGAGACACGGUUGACCUGUCCUCCUUCGACUUUCGCACGGGCAAGGUCAACCCCAUGCUGGCUCGGAAGAACAAGAAGCCCCGUGGAACACUCUUCGACUACAGCCGUGGUAUGCGAAAUGAUGCCUCCCUGGUCCCGCCCAUCCGCCAGACUGCCAGCAUCUUCAAGCAGCCCGUCACCGUGAUCAAGACCCAGCCCUCCAGCAAGGUCAAAGCGGACAUGAAGCACGGGUCACAGGACAAACCCAAGCAGCUCUUCUGGGAGAAACGCCUCCAAGGUCUCCAAGCUCUCGACGCACAAACCUCCGUGCUCCGAAACGUUGACCUGCCGGCCGCUCUGAAGGCUGUCGGGCCCAACGUAGAGGACCAGACAGUGCUGCAGAGCGUCGCCACAGCCCUCCACAUCUUCCCAGGGCCGAUCACAGGACAGACAGAGGCUCAACACUACUUAGAAAAGAAUCCAGGAGUGUUUUUGAACCCAACUCAGCCUCUGGUCAUAUCGGUUCAGAUCGAGAAUGAGGACAUCGCCAGGCAGGAGGAGAGGGUGGGCAUCGCAAGGCACCAGCUGGAGAAGGCACUGAGGGACCUCCAGCCAUAGUGCCAUACUGUUGAGGGGGGUCUUAGUGCCAAGUGGUGCCACACCCUCUCG